Messenger RNA from Microtus oregoni (creeping vole), 3222 nucleotides. It is a transcript of the gene Fam124b, whose product is annotated as family with sequence similarity 124 member B. The transcript is spliced from 2 exons. The record is from RefSeq and is a predicted model, not a curated record. The coding region runs from base 22 to 1386 and encodes 454 amino acids. NCBI's taxonomy places the organism in Eukaryota, Metazoa, Chordata, Mammalia, Rodentia, Cricetidae. Gene Ontology annotation, cellular component: nucleoplasm.
UCAUCCUCACCUAGGCAUACCAUGGACGAGACACAGGAGUCGCUAGCCUUGACUGUGCAUCUUCUUGCUGACACUGGGAACGGCUCGCUUCUGCAGCAGGCGCUGGACCAACUCCUGGAUUGCAUCUGCCCAGAGGUGCGUCUCUUCCUGGUGUCUGAACGGGCCAGACCAGUGAAUUACCAUGAAAGGUACCACCCCCGGAGGGCCCGUUUCCCAGGGAUGUCUGUUUCGCUCUUUCUUCAAGAAAGCCUAGGACAGGAGCGGCUGUUUCGAGUCUUGGACUUCCUACAACAUUCACCCUGGCAGGGUUUCCCUACCCAGCAUGCACAGGGGAGGCCUUGUACCUAUCUCCCUGCCAACCAGGAAUUCUACAGUCUGCACAACCAGAUGCCAGUGUGGGGCAUAAGGCCAGUGCAUUGUGGCACUGAUAUCCUCAGAGUGACUCUGUACUGCAGUUUUGACAACUACGAGGAUGCCAUCAGGCUGUACGAGAUGAUCUUGCAGAGAGAUGCCACCAUGCAGAAGAGCAACUUCUGUGUCUUUGUUCUCUAUGCCACCAACGGCUUCAGCCUGCAGCUCUCUCUGAAGCAGCUGCCUCUGGGAAUGCCAGUGGAUCCCAAAGAGUCUUCCGUGCUGCAGUUCAAGGUUCAAGAGAUCGGCCAGCUGGUGCCUCUUCUACCCAAUCCCUGUGUUCCCAUCAGCAGCACCAGGUGGCAGACUCAGGACUAUGACGGCAAUAAGAUUCUGCUGCAGGUCCAACCGAAGCCAGGACUUGGUGUUAGAAAUGCUGAGUGCUCCUUCCUGAAUGGCAGCCUCAGCGGUGACGUGCAUCGACGGUGCUCCAGGCUGAACUCUGACUUCACACCGAGAACCUUAGAGCCACGGAGCCGGAGGAGCAGGAGCCGGAGGUUCAAAGUACAUUCUCUGGAGCUUCCCCAGCCCAGUGGGACAUCGGAAAGCUCUAGCGACCCUUUCUGGAGUAGCCCUGGCCGGACCUACCUGGCAGAUAGCUCAGACACAGGUUUGCGGCAGUACCGCCUGUCUGUCCCCAUGGAGCCUGAGAUGCGAAUGCAUGCCCUUCAGGAAAACAGCUUCCAGAAACUUGAGGCAGAGACAAAUGUUGACACUGGCUUCACCGUCAUCAAUUCCAAACCCAGGCAAUCUUUUAUGAGAUUUCCCAGGGAUUUUCAGAACAGUCAGCCACCAUGCUGCUUGUCGAGCUCUUCCUUCGAGGCGACUGCUUCCUCAAACCAAAGAGUCGUAAAGGACAGACUCCGUCCUCUGUCACUUCCUGGUCAAAGGGACUUUGGUAUAAAGAAGAGAAUCUCAAAAUGUGCCCACCAUCUUCCUGUCCACGGCGAAGAGAAAGAAGAAUUCUUCAUCUAGCAUAAAACGAAUGUGUCUAAGAACAGAUAAGAUAGAAUGUUCUAGAAACAAAGCAUUGUAUUAGUUGCCCCUCUCUCUGAAAUACCUGACAAAAGCAACUUAAGGAAGACUAUUUUGUCUAAUACUUCAGUGGGAAGGUCCAUUCGGGAAGUCACGGAAGUGAGAGUGUGAGGCAGCUGAUUAUGCGCCUUUAUGGUCAGGUGGCCGAGCAGGAGGGAGGAUGCCGGGGCUUGGCUUGCCUUUUUUUUGUUGUUGUUGUUCCAUCUGGGACUCGGGCCCAUGGAAGAACCCACCCAUUUUCAGAGUGGGUCUUCCUUCCUCAGUUAAAUCUUUCUGGAAACACUCUUACAGAUACACCCCAGGUGCAUUUCCACGGUGAGUCUAAAUCUAGUUAGGUUGACAAUGAAGGUUAGAACUACAAACGCUGAUCCAGGAUCGUCUAGUUUCUUGCUCGUCCGCGAGGCCCCCAGGCUCUCAAUGUACAGGUUCAUAGUGCUUUCAUUUCCAGUAUUAGAAGUCCAUGAGGGGCUGAUAGUUUGCGGGCUGGAAGGAAGAGAAUUCAGCCAGGCAGAGGAAGCAAGCCCAGUGCCUGGACUUCUCAGUGGCACACUAACCCAGCUACAUGUGUUGGCUCAGCACCCUGAUUAGAACACUGGCAUUAUAUGCAAAUGAAUCACAUACACUAUGCAGAUAUGAUUAGUGGGUGUAAUUUGGCUUUAAUUUUUACUUGAGAUUGCAUGGUUUAUUCCCCCUGGACAGUGUGAACUAUUUAUUCUUUAGUGCUUUUCAAUUUUUAUGUGACCUCCUUUGGUAAGUAGGCCCUGUUUACCACAUACCCUCUUGUGGUUUUCCUUUCAAAGUUCUUUGCAUCUGAAAUGACUGAAAAUGCAAAGUGUUUUAAAAAUUAUUACCCCCUGCCCGCCCAGUUUAAUUAGUAAGAGUACCAGAAGCCAGAAAGCUAGGGCAAAGUGAAUGCUAGACUCUGUGAUAAUUCUAUUUCUCAUUUGUUUAUGGCCUACUCUGAACGGGGCAGCACUUCUUGUUAAAAAACCAAGGAAGACAUGGGAUGAUUAGCAAAUUUCAGCUCUCCGCUGAGCACAGCCGAAAGGUUGUGCUGACUGAGUCACUAAAACAGGACUUGUGAACUAGAUGUCUUUUGGGGGCUCCCAGGGUUUUCUGCAGUUCUUAUUCAUUCGUUUAUAUGUUCACACCAUUCAUAUUUUUGCCUGCCUUAUGAUGUAUGUAUGAUACGAUACCUAGACAUUUUGUGGCCCCCAAACUCAAAAGGUGGCAAUGGUUUUGCAACUGCGAUAAUCUACAGAACCAACUCUUUAAAGAGGGGUGAGGGGUUGAGAUUCAGACUUAGUCCACAAUCCAGGCCCAUGUUUGCCAUAUAAAGAAGCACUGCCUUUGUUACUUGUCUCAUUGGUUUGAUAAAAUACCACAACAAAAGCAAGUUAAGGGAGGGAGGGAUUGCUUUGGCUGACAGUUCUGGGUUGCAAUCCAUGAUGAUGGGAUCCUCCUGGUUCCAGAGUUUGAGGUCUCUGGACUCAUUGCCAGCUCGAGGAAAACCCACCCACUUUUAGGUAUAUUCAUCCUAUCUCAAUUAACCUAGUCAAAAUAAUCCUUUGCACGCACUCCCAGAGACUUGACCUAGGCAUCCCAACCCAAUCACGAGCAUUCGUAACCUGCAAGUGGAGACGGCCAAUAUUAUAAAGUGCAGUUUACGGUCUUGAAAUCAUAGUCACAAGGAACACAAUCUCUGCUGCCCAAAUGCUGGAGUGUGGGGAUUAGGUGUAUACUCAUGAUUAAAAAUAAAAGGAAGCUGUUAGUGCC